CCCCACCCCGACCGAUUCGCGAGACCUAGAAAGUGCGACCAAAAAUGGCGAUGAGAUGCGCGCUGACCUCCCUCCCCGCGCGCCUCCGGUCUCCGGCGGCGGUCGCGAGCGGCACCCGGCGCCUCCUGAGCGGCGGGAAGGGAGGCGUGCUCAAGGAGGAGGAGCGCGCCAAGGAGACCGUAUACAUCCAGAAGAUGGAGAGGGAUAGGCAGGAGAAACAGAAGAAGCAGCUCGAGAAGGAGAAGGCCGAGGCCGAGAAGGCCAAGUCUGGAGCCGAUGGCAAGAAGCCCGAGUGAUCUAACUAGGAGUGACGUUCCAAUGUUUGAAGGUGACCUCGUUUUGGACGCAUCCGGUGGACAGUUGUAGUUUAUACAUGUCCAGAUAUGGAAGAAUAAGUUAUGUAAAAAACGUUUCAAUGUUUGCUGUGUUUUCGGUUUUGCGGGCUUUGCAAUGAUGUAACCCAUGGACCAUACAUUGAGAAUUUGGGACUCUUUAUUAUCUUUCUUGGUCCA
Messenger RNA from Lolium rigidum, 512 nucleotides. RefSeq lists its product as uncharacterized. The transcript has 3 exons. The record is from RefSeq and is a predicted model, not a curated record. Bases 45 to 296 code for a protein of 83 amino acids. NCBI's taxonomy places the organism in Eukaryota, Viridiplantae, Streptophyta, Magnoliopsida, Poales, Poaceae.